Messenger RNA from Fundulus heteroclitus (mummichog), 996 nucleotides. RefSeq names its product acid phosphatase type 7-like. NCBI's taxonomy places the organism in Eukaryota, Metazoa, Chordata, Actinopteri, Cyprinodontiformes, Fundulidae. The annotation marks the transcript as partial. The transcript is spliced from 8 exons. Gene Ontology annotation, molecular function: hydrolase activity. The record is from RefSeq and is a predicted model, not a curated record.
UUGCUGUAUGCUACAUCUUCAAGAAAUGCAGAUUGUAGGAUCGGGUCAUUUAAUUAUAUUUCUCUGAACUUUUUUUUUUUUUUUUUUUUUUCCAGCAACUUUUCAAACUACAGGAAUCGCUUCAGCAUGCCGGGCCGGACUGAGAGCUUAUGGUACAGCUGGAACCUGGGGUCGGCACACAUCAUCUCCUUCUCCACAGAAGUUUAUUUCUACCUUGAAUACGGCAUGGACCUUAUCUUUAAGCAGUACAAUUGGCUGAAGGAAGAUCUGGAGGAAGCUAACAAGCCAGAGAACAGAGCCUUACGUCCUUGGAUCAUCACCAUGGGACACAGACCCAUGUACUGCUCUGAUGAUGACCAGGAUGACUGUACAAAGUUUGACUCUUGGGUCCGAGUGGGACGGAAUGACAUCAAACCACCAGCUCCUGGUCUGGAGGAUCUGUUUUACUACUACGGGGUUGAUUUAGAGUUGUGGGCACACGAGCAUACCUAUGAAAGACUUUGGCCCGUCUAUGGCGACAAGGUGUACAAUGGAAGCAAAGAGCAGCCAUAUGUAAACCCAAAGGCUCCAGUACAUAUUAUAACAGGCUCUGCAGGCUGCAGAGAGAGGACCGACAGGUUCAAUCCAAACCCAAAAGAGUGGAGCGCCUUCCGCAGCACUGACUAUGGCUACAGCCGCAUGCAAGUGGUUAACGCCACCCACAUUUAUUUGGAGCAGGUCUCCGAUGACCAGUAUGGCAAAGUGAUUGACAGCAUAUGGGUGGUGAAGGAAAAACAUGGUUUCUCUGCCUGGCUGUGAGGACUGUCCUUAAAGGAAAAAAAAAUACAGCUCACAAAAGUACUUUGUGCUUUAAACAGUUAUGCAGUGACUUUUGUCAUUUUUAUGUAAUUUUGUUCAUCAAUUGUAAAAUCAUUGUAUAAUAAUCCACUGUACAUGUAUAUAAUGGUACGGCAAUGUACAGACCGUGCUUUUGAAUAAAUUCAUUUUUGGAUUAGC